AGAAAGCUGGUCACGUGGAGGGAGGCGGGGUAAGGGAGGAGCAGGCUCUGCUGGUGGCUGUCAGAGUAGGAGGAGGGAGAAGAUGGUGGAGCUGGAGAUAGCAGCAACUGAAGGAAGGGCUUAUUUCCUAGGCUUCCUGCUGUUAUCUGUGCUGUCAUCUUACCUGGUGUUAUAAUUGCUGUUCUGCCUGCUGAGGUGGUCUGCACAGAAUCAAAUCAAGGGUCUCUUUACAGCUAAGGAUACUUCAACUGGAAAAAAAAACCCGAGGCAACAGCAGCUAUCAGCAUCAGAAGUACAGUGUUGUGGCAGAAUAACCUCACUCUUUUAAUUUCUUUCCAGCCUUGGUAGACAAAUACCUACCAAAGGCCUACAUACCAGAACUUUCCAUGAACCAUUUGGUUGUACCAUCUGAGGGAGAGGUGAAUGAAGAGCCAGCAAAUGAAGAGAUGAAUGAGUCAGUGGAAGCUGACCUGGAGCACUCGGGGGUAGAAGAGGAACAACAGUAUGUGAUUCGCUACUCAAGGCACAGAAACAGCUGCCAAGGGAUACUGUCUGGGCAGGAAGAGGAAGGGAUGCUAGCUCGAUCAGCCAGCACUGAGAGCGGCUUCCACAAUCACAUGGAUGCUGCAGAAGGGGAUGUUAUAGCCACAGCAGAGGAUGGCUAUGAUGUAGGUAGAGUUCAGGAGAAUGAGGAUGAGAGUACGUAUGCAGUGCAGUACAGGCCUGAGUCUGAGGAGUACACAGAAAAUGCUGAGGCAGAGCAUACUGAGGCCAUUCAUAAUCAAAUGCUGCCUGAUCGUGUACGUUUCCACUCAAUCGAACAUGAGGAAGCCAUGAAUGCAGCAUACUCAGGUUAUGUCUACGCUCACCAGCCCUUCCACCGAGGAGAGGAUGAGCGGUAUGCUGAGCCCUAUGCCGACUAUAGGCUGCAGGACCAUGUGUAUGAGGAGAUAGGGGAUGUGCUGGACCUCGAUGUCAGGGAGGGGCUUCAGCUCUAUGAGCGGGAAAGGGAGGAAGCUGACAACUAUCGCACAGAAGCUCUUGGUGCCCGCCUUCAUCAUUAUGAUGAGCGAUCUGAUGGAGAGUCUGACAGCCCUGAGAAGGAGGCAGAGUUUGCACCAUAUCCAAGAAUGGACAGCUACGAACAAGAGGAAGAUAUUGAUCAGAUUGUGGCAGAGGUGAAACAGAGCAUGAGCUCUCAGAGCUUGGACAAGGCUGCUGAAGAUAUGCCAGAGGCAGAACAGAGUUUGGAGCAUGCUCAUGCUUUCCCUGGCAGGGGACAUGAAAGCAAUGGUCAACUGUCAGCUGGUUCUAGGGCCACAGCCAACUCAGGAGAGUUGAUACAGAGGUACAGCAAGGAAAAAAGGGAUGCAAUAUCACUGGCCAUCAAAGAUAUUAAAGAGGCUAUUGAGGAAGUGAAGACGAGGACUGUUCGUUCUCCUUAUACCCCUGAUGAACCAAAAGAACCUAUUUGGGUGAUGAGGCAGGACAUUAGCCCAAGCAGGGACUGUGAUGAUCAGAGGCCACUAGGUGGAGAUUCUCUAUCUCCUGAUUCCUCUUCACUCCGGGGUGCUGAAUCAAGUAGGCAACAUCAUCAGGAUGUCUGCAGUACAGCAGAGCCCUCCACUAAUAAAGAGUCCAGAAGAAGCUUGGCUUCAUUCCCAACAUAUGUUGAAGUUCCUGGACCUUGUGAUCCUGAAGACUUAAUUGAUGGAAUCAUUUUUGCUGCCAAUUACCUUGGCUCCACUCAACUCCUUUCUGACAAAACUCCCUCCAAGAAUGUGAGAAUGAUGCAGGCACAAGAGGCUGUCAGCAGAAUCAAGGUGAGGGAUGACUCUUGCUGCUUCUCAAGUUGGUGUUUUAAAACUGCAGAUGUGAACUUCUUGUAUAUUUAAGUCUUCUCAUGUUGGGUUAUCUGUGAUUUCAGAAACAUUAAGUGCCUAAUCUUUCUUUCUGCA
Messenger RNA from Dromaius novaehollandiae (emu), 1958 nucleotides. Its product is annotated as amyloid-beta A4 precursor protein-binding family A member 1-like. Gene Ontology annotation, molecular function: amyloid-beta binding. The record is from RefSeq and is a predicted model, not a curated record. Bases 387 to 1895 code for a protein of 502 amino acids. NCBI's taxonomy places the organism in Eukaryota, Metazoa, Chordata, Aves, Casuariiformes, Dromaiidae. The transcript has 6 exons. Gene Ontology annotation, cellular component: plasma membrane; dendritic spine; cytoplasm. Gene Ontology annotation, biological process: chemical synaptic transmission.